Molecule: messenger RNA, 3456 nt
Organism: Tetrapisispora phaffii CBS 4417
Lineage: Eukaryota; Fungi; Ascomycota; Saccharomycetes; Saccharomycetales; Saccharomycetaceae
Gene: PRP22
Product: DEAH-box ATP-dependent RNA helicase PRP22
Exons: 1
Coding region: 1-3456 (1151 amino acids)
Biological process (GO): spliceosomal complex disassembly
Cellular component (GO): intracellular anatomical structure; catalytic step 2 spliceosome
Molecular function (GO): RNA binding; ATP hydrolysis activity
Source: RefSeq, a predicted model, not a curated record
AUGUCUAUGCAAAAGGAAAAUAUUAUAAAGAUAUUGGGAACUGAUGAUGAUACUGUAAUAAAUUUUAUCAAAAAUAUUAAUGGAAACAGUGAAACUUUGGAAGAAUUUCAAAAAAAGAUAAAGAACUUAGAUGUUGGCCUUUCUUUGGAGAAUAUAAAUAAACUGUAUAACCUUUUAAAUGAAGUUCAUAGCAUACCUGUAGAAAAUAAUGAUAGAACUCAACAGUCCCUUGUUAAUUACACAGAUUCUGGAAAACAAACUACAAUUAAUGAUAGAAUAAAUGAUAUUUUACAAAGAGAAAUCGGUAUAAAUGAUAUUUAUGUUACGAACUUCAUCUUAGAUAUUAUGAAUACUUCUAAAGAUUAUGAAAGUUUUGAGAAAAAAAUGAAUGAUCUUGAUGUUGGAAUUUCUACACAAAAUAUCAAGAGUUUAUUUAAGUUAAAGGAACCAAAAUCUAAUACAAUAGAAAAUAAUAUAACACAUAUAAAAUGGGGUGAUUUAUCAAAAAACAAAAACACAGUGUCAGAGGUAAAGUUCAAUCCAUUUUUAAGUAAGAAGCAACAACCUCAAGAUAUAAAGGUUAAUGGUAUAUUGAAAGGAAGAGUACGAAAAAUUACAAGCUUUGGAUGCUUUAUAAAUAUAAAGACAUCUCAAUCUGAGAAUAAAGAUGGGUUACUCCAUAUCUCUGAGAUGAGUAACGAGAAAAUAGGUACACCGAAUGAUUUAGUUAAAACUGGUGACAUGGUAUGGGUAAAAAUAAUAACAAUUCAUGAAAAUGGUAAAAUUUCAUUAAGCAUGAAGAAUAUUGACCAGCAAUCGGGGAAAGAAAUUAUUAACGAAGCAAAUAUUGGUCAAGAUGAAAGAGGAAGGAGCAAGGAACAUAAAAAAGAAAAUAUUAGACGAAGAAAACUAACAUCUCCAGAAAGAUGGGAAAUACAACAACUUAUUGCUAGUGGAGCUGCCUCUAUUGAUGACUAUCCAGAAUUGAAACUUGAGACAAAAGUCCAAGUUGAUAAGCACUAUAGACAGAAAGACGUAACAUCUGUACAGAAUCCCGAUAAACAAGUGAACUCGCAAGUCGACGAGGAUGAACCUGUCGAAAUUGAGUUAAAUCAUAACUGGAAACCUGCAUUUUUGAAAAAUGAAACUAAGAAUAUUUCGAAAAAGUUUGAAAUGCCUAAAAUCAACAAUGUCCCUAAAGGUUCGAUGAGAAGAAUAGCAAUGGGUGAGUCUCAAUUAAUGAGGGAGCAUAGAGAUCAAAAGUUUAAAAAAAAAGCGUUGGAGCAGGAAUUACGAUCUUACAUUAAUAUGGAUGAUCCCAAUAAAGAUCCCGAAGAAAUCAGAAGAAAAAUAAAAGAUUUGAAGGAGAAAAUGGUGUUAACUGAAUGGGAAAGAAAUAGAAUGGGGAAGAAAAUCAGAUAUGGUAAAAGGUCAUCAAAGCCCAUUAGUGUACAAAGACAAUCUCUACCUGUAUUUAAAAUGAGAUCCGAAUUGAUUCAUGCAAUUCGAAAUAAUCAAUUUUUGGUUAUUGUUGGUGAGACAGGGUCUGGUAAAACAACUCAAAUUACACAGUAUUUAAACGAAGAUGGGUUUGCUGAUCAUGGUAUAAUUGGAUGUACUCAGCCCCGUAGGGUAGCAGCAGUUUCUGUAGCAACUAGAGUUGCAGAGGAAUAUGGUUGUAGAUUGGGUGACGAAGUAGGAUAUACUAUUAGAUUUGAGGAUGUCAGUUCACCAAAAACAAAAAUUAAAUACAUGACAGACGGUAUUUUACAAAUUGAGGCAUUGACUGAUCCAUUGAUGUCCAAGUAUUCCGUUAUUUUGCUUGAUGAAGCACAUGAAAGAACAGUUGCAACAGAUGUCUUGUUUGCACUGCUUAAGGAUGCUGUUAAAAAGCGACCGGAUCUUAAGGUUGUAAUCACAUCUGCUACCCUGGAUUCAAUGAAAUUUUCUGAAUAUUUUGAUAAUUGUCCAGUUAUAACUAUUCCAGGGAAGACUUUCCCUGUAGAAGUCCUUUACUAUGAUGCACCAAAUAUGGAUUAUAUCGAAUCAUCGUUGGACACAGUAAUGCAAAUUCAUAUAAAUGAAGGUCCUGGAGAUAUUUUAGUUUUUCUAACUGGUCAAGAAGAAAUUGAUACAUGCUGUGAGAUUCUAUAUUCCAGGGUCAAAGAACUAGGUGAUGCAAUAGGGGAUUUGAUUAUUCUGCCCAUUUAUUCUGCGUUACCUAGUGAGUUGCAAUCAAAAAUUUUUGAGUCAACACCAAAAGGAAGCAGAAAAGUUGUUUUUGCCACUAAUAUUGCAGAAACAUCUAUUACUAUAGAUGGUAUUUAUUAUGUCAUUGAUCCGGGGUUUUCGAAAAUCAAUAUUUAUAAUCCAAAAGUUGGUAUAGAACAAUUAGUGGUAUCACCUAUUUCCCAAGCACAAGCAAAUCAAAGAAAAGGUAGAGCAGGUAGAACUGGACCAGGUAAAUGUUAUAGAUUAUAUACAGAAUCGGCAUUUUAUCAUGAAAUGAGUUCCACGACAACGCCUGAAAUUCAGAGGCAAAAUUUAUCACAUACAAUUCUGAUGCUUAAAAGCAUGGGGAUUGAAAACUUAUUAGAAUUUGAUUUCAUGGACCCUCCUCCAAAACACAUUUUAAUAUCUGCUUUAGAAGAACUGUAUCAUUUACAAGCUUUAGACACAGAAGGGAAAUUAACUUCAUUAGGUCAUAGGAUGUCUCAGUUUCCUAUGGAACCUGCUUUAUCUAGAACAUUGCUUUCAUCUGUUAAGAAUGGAUGUUCUGAUGAUAUUAUUACUAUAAUUUCAAUGUUAUCAGUACAAAAUGUGUUCUAUAGACCUAAGGAAAAGCAACAAGAGGCCGAUCAGAAGAAGGCAAAGUUUUUUCAUCCAUACGGAGAUCAUUUAACACUCCUAAAUGUAUUCAUAAGAUGGAAACAAGCCAAUUACAAUGAAAAUUUCUGCACAAUGAAUUUUUUGCACUACCGUCAUCUGAAUAAAGCUAAAGAUAUAAAACAACAAAUAACAUUGAUUUUUAAGAAAUUAAAUUUAACCAUGACUGUUUGUUAUGGGGAUCCGGACUUAAUUCGUAAGACCUUAGUCUCGGGGUAUUUCAUGAAUGCAGCAAAGAGAGAUUCACAAGUAGGAUACACUACUGUUGUUGGUAAUACUUCAGUAGCGAUUCAUCCUUCUAGUUCACUGUACGGGAAGGAUUAUGAUUAUGUCAUCUAUAAUUCAUUGGUAUUGACAUCCAGAGAGUAUAUGUCACAGGUCACUAGCAUAGAACCUCAAUGGCUGUUAGAGUGCGCUCCACAUUUUUAUAAAAAAAUUAAUCAAAAUUCGAUGUCAAGAAAAAAAAUCAAGAUUGAACCAUUAUAUGACAGGUAUUCAAAAGAUCAAGAUUCCUGGAGACUAAGUUCAAUUAGACAAUCACGAGAAAAAGCUCUAGGAAUUAAGCGUUAG